This is a messenger RNA of Pocillopora meandrina, 411 nucleotides long. The record is from the annotation of a GenBank genome assembly. Lineage: Eukaryota; Metazoa; Cnidaria; Anthozoa; Scleractinia; Pocilloporidae.
AACCCAAGGAAGGAUAAGUCUUCGAAAAUAUGGACUGCAGAGCAGGAGUUAAAAUUUUUGUCAUCAUCGUGUGAUGCUGCUGACGCUAGUGAUUCACAUAGUUUCCACAGGUGCAAGAAUCGGACUCGCAAGACCCUGAGUUCCAUGGAGGUCACCCGACUGAAUGAACAAUCCAUUGAUCGUUUUCAACAUCAAUGGAUAAUGGACGACGAUCUAACCUACUCCAGUAAUACAGGUGUGAACUGGUUGAUAUACCAGGAGGGACAGGGAAUGUUUUGUUUGUUCUGCAGAAAACAUGGCACAUCCGUAACCAAAACGAGACCAAGAAGUAUAACCUCGAGCCAGCAGUUAGAUUUAAACGGAAAGCGGUCGAAGAUCAUGCCAAUUCACAACAACACGCAGCAGCCAUAA